GCGCAUGAUAUCAAAUACCGCGAGGGCGGUCAGGUUUCAAUCGCUCUCGCGGUACUUUGAUGUCAUAUGCUGAUUGGUCUGCGCUGCAUGAAGUCGAACGCACCUAAUGAUACUGCCUUUACUGCGCAUAAUCGGCCACGCCCCCUUAAAGCGAUGUUGUUACCUACCGCGAGCACGUCAGUUCAUCACACAGCACACAAACCCUGAUAAGCGGUUAUUGCAUUAUAACGACGAAAAUAGUCGUGUUAGACAAAAUAUUCUAGCGGCAUUAAAACGCAGUGAGUCUGAAUUUUAUUUGUUUAUACAGAGAGUUUGAAUUAUUUUACUGUGGUUUUGAUUUCGGUUUAGCCUGUUAGCUUAUAACUCCUAACAUUGUGGUCUGUUUGACAGAAUUAGGCUAAAACGACGUUAACCUAAAUUAAAUCAUGGUACGUUUCGUUUCAGCCACAAAAAAUCUAAAAAACGUGCACUAAACCUAAAAUUUUACCUCAGACAUUAUUACCUGGCUAGGUUAUACAUUCACUCAUGAUAACAUGUUUUUUUAUGUGGCUUCCGCGAAGUUAUGCUUUAUAAAUGUAACUAGUGGCUGAUAAUGAUGACUUGUCAAUGUCAGAUAAACGUCAGUUUUAGGUUAGUUUAAUGUGUCGAUCAUCAGAUAUGGCGUAUCGUUAGUAGUGUCACUGGAGGCUGUGGCUCAAAUCUCAGUCUGUUGAUAGUUAUCUGUGUCCUUAUUCUUGCUUGAGCCACGAGCAAGCUAAAAUACUGGGCUUAGACAUCGUAUUCAGGAUGGCUACGCUUCAGUCAGGCAAUGGAGUCCAAUGGAAAGUCAAUAGUAGUUUGCAGGGCACUGUAGAAAAUCUCGCCGAGCAGGAGAGCUCAUCCCUGGGCUCGGAAACUGAGCUUAACGGCUUCACCAACACUGAGAUCCAGGCUGACAAAUAUGGAUUUAUAGGAGGUGCUCAGCAAAACGCAGGAGAAAAUGAUGAGAUUCCUCCAGAGGUGCUUCGACAGAGAGAAGCUAAGUGGCUGGAUAUGCUGAACAGUUGGGACAAGUGGAUGGCCAAAAAACACAAAAAGGUAAAGUUGCGGUGUCAGAAAGGCAUCCCUCCAUCGCUCAGAGGUCGCGCAUGGCUUUAUCUCUCCGGUGGGAAAGUUAAGAAAGAGCAGAAUCAGGUGAAAUUUCAGGAGUUAGACAGUCAACCUGGAGAUCCUAAAUGGCUGGAUGUGAUCGAGAAAGACCUCCACAGACAGUUUCCAUUUCAUGAGAUGUUCGUAGCUCGAGGAGGACACGGGCAGCAGGAUCUGUUUCGGGUGCUGAAGGCGUACACGCUGUACAGACCGGAAGAGGGUUACUGUCAAGCCCAAGCCCCUAUAGCCGCUGUACUGCUCAUGCACAUGCCUGCUGAGGAUGCGUUCUGGGGUCUGGUUCAGAUCUGUGAGAAGUAUCUGCCCGGAUAUUACAGCGCCGGCCUGGAGGCCAUUCAGUUAGAUGGCGAGAUCCUGUUUGCUCUUCUCAAGCGUGUAUCUCCUGUGGCGCACAGGCACCUGAAGAAGCAUAAGAUCGACCCCAUCCUCUACAUGACAGAAUGGUUCAUGUGUGCUUUCUCCAGAACGUUGCCCUGGUCCUCUGUCCUGCGGGUGUGGGAUAUGUUCUUCUGCGAGGGUGUGAAGAUCAUCUUCCGUGUGGGUCUGGUGCUGCUGAAAUGCAUGCUGGGAUCUCAGGAGAAACUCAAGGCGUGUCAGGGCCAGUACGAGACCAUGGAGCUGCUAAGAAACAUUGAGCCACGAUACAUGCAGGAGGGUUUCCUAAUGCGAGAGGUCAUUGAAUUAACUCUGUCCGAGCGAGACAUAGAGAAGGAGCACCUGUUUCAGCUCCGUCGCUGGAAGGAGACCCAUGGAGAGCUGCACUGUAAAUCCCCUCCCAGAAUGCACGGUGCCAAAGCCAUCAUGUCCGCCGAGCCACCCAGCCGCCAGGACCUCAAACAGAACCCCACAAUCAUCGUCGAACUGCCGCCGGCCACAGACGGCCAGGUGGAAAAAGAUACGAAGAAUACGAAGAAGAGCAAACAGGAAAAGAAAAAGGAGCCGCUCGUCAAUCCAUACUCGGAGCCGUUACAAAACGACAACCUCUCACCUUAUCUGCAGAAAGACGAGCUCCUUCUGGGCUCCAAUCAGAGUCUUAGCAGCACAGAGCACGACACCUACCUAUAAACUGUCAGAGGAGAUGAAGAACAGAAACCAUGAUUGACAGUGCUUGUGCAAGAUCUGUUAAAAAAAGGGUCUCGUGUUAAGGUCGUCCUACCUCCCUAGUUUUGCACCAUAGGGGAUUUUGCACUCGUAUAAGGUGACUGGACCAAAAAAUGACUUCAGAAAUAUAUCACACCUGGGAAAGAUGUAUCGAGGAUGAGGAUUUUUAGGUGUUUACAUGAUAUGAGUGUAGAUAUGUUGCAUGUGUGCAUGUUUAUGAAGGAUGAGUAGCAUGUAUAAGCUGUGCUGGUUGCAGAUCAUUCAUAUGGGUCCAGGGAAAUAUCACUGUGUGAUAAUCAGGAACAUUUACUUACACCUGAACCAAGAGUCCAAAUGAUUUAUAUGCUGUUUAUACCAGAUUCAGAAGGUGAACGAUUCCUCAUCUUAUCUAAAGACUUCACUUGAACUGUUCACCCCAAAAUGAAACCUUCUUUUCCAUGUUGAGUUAAAUAUUGACAUCUUAAAGUGAAAAAAAAAUACUUUUCACUUAUUUUCAGAUGAGGAAGAUAUUGCAACUAUAGCACAUUUAUUUUUAUGUAGUGAUAUUACCUCAAUAUACUUGCAGUUCAUUUUCUUGACCAGUAAGGGGAGCUAUAGAGCUGCUGUACACAGAUUUGGGAGCUUGAACAGAAAUCAGUGACCAUACAUCACAUGACCAUCCUGUUGUGUUUUGCUUCACAAGUUCAUCAUCUCUGAUCUCUUUACAAUCAAUUUUAUGAAUGACACUAAACAGUAAAACAAAUACACAGGGCCAUUUUUCAUUAUUUUUUAUUUUUUUUCCACAUUAACUAUAUCAUUUUAUAUAUAUAUUAUAAAGUGUCAUUUAAUAAUGGUGAGUCUAUGUAUGGCACAAUAUCCACAUACAUGUCUAUUCAAUGAAUUUUUCAUUCCUUUCUUCAUAAAUGUUGUGUACAUUCCAUGGAUUUGAGUUUUUAUCAUGACCUGUUUGUAUUUCUUUUUGAGUCCAAUGUGAUCUUUUACACUGUAAAAAAUAUUCAGCAUGAAGUUAAAACAACUUGGUUAUGUAAGUUUUAUGUUAGUUUUGACCUGUGAUAAGUUGACAUAACAUAUAAAAACAAGUUAAAAUAAUAUAACUAAAUUUAAGUUAAAGUAACAUUAUGUUGAUUGGUAUCAUUUUUUUUUUUUACAGUAUACAGGAGUUAGCUAUGGAUAUGUGAGCUGGACUAUAGUCAGGUAGUGUGGGACACUUUCACAUUUAUCUUAAUGACAAAAUGUUUCCCAAUCUACCUGCAUUAUUGAUUUUCACCUUUAGUUUGUGACCAAGUUUGCAAAUUUUUUUUUUUUAAUUCCCAGUUUGCAAAAGGUUUGGUAGGAUUUUUGUAGGAUUAAGACAAAUUAUAUAUUUUUAAAUGUCUGCUGACUUUACUUUUAUGUAAAUAGUAUAACACAGAUGAUUUUAACACUAUACAAAGUUUAUGUUGUAAAAAGAGAAAUUUUUCAUGCUAUGCAUAUUUAUGUUAAAAAAAAUGUUUUUGCUGUGUGUGGGCUGAGCCAUAUACAAGAUUAAGUUUUUGCUUUUCCUCUGUUAUGGGGGAUUUUGGGAGGAAGUGAUAAUUUUGUAAGAUAGCAGCAUUGUUUUCCAUCUUAUAUCAGAUGUUAACUCGAUUAACGUCUGACAUCUUGCCAAGUUUUAUAUUAAGAUAAACAGCAAAAAUCAUAAACUAACAAUGCAUGCAUAUUUAUGUAGUUUGUACACAUAAUCCUUACUUUUUAUAGAAUUGAAGUCCUAUAAAAUUAAUCAUUAUUUAGAUAAGCAGCUGCCUGAGAAUUUAUACAUGCAUUUUAAGUUUUGUAUAUUCAACCCUUAAGCAGCUAUGAAGCUUUAUCUCAUUUUUGGUGAUGGUUUUAAGAUUUAGAUCGUUUGAGAUUUACUGGUUUAAAUCCAUGAAAUUAAAUAGUUACUGUAUUAUCGAGAAAAUGAAGGUUUCCCAACGUACAGAUUUUAAUACGCACAUAAAUGUUACACUCAUAGGAGCUGAAGUUAUUUUCAUUGUCAGACUUGCCUGCCUAUACAAUUAUCCUCAUGUAUUGCAAAAACACAGAUAAAAUAUUUUUCAUGAUUAAAUUUGAUACUAUCUGAA
Molecule: messenger RNA, 4349 nt
Organism: Paramisgurnus dabryanus
Lineage: Eukaryota; Metazoa; Chordata; Actinopteri; Cypriniformes; Cobitidae
Gene: tbc1d10ab
Product: TBC1 domain family, member 10Ab
Biological process (GO): regulation of GTPase activity
Molecular function (GO): GTPase activator activity; small GTPase binding
Source: RefSeq, a predicted model, not a curated record